AAUACCCACUAGCUAGUGCAAACAAAAGUGUUUCGAAGAGCAGACGGCUGCUGUCUGUUUGCGAGAGUAAUUGUUUUUAAUGAAAUGAGAAGCAAGAAUGAUUCUAAACGGAAGACGGAUGUUAACGCGAAAAAGCGGAAUCUCAAAUCUCAAAAGGAGAGCGUUGGAAAUGGCGGUAGACUUCAGAAUUUGUUGGAUUGGGAUGUCGAAUGGUCCAAUCGAUUCGCUAGUUUCAUGCAAAGUAAAUUGCCCGGUGUGACUGCCAUGUUUGAAAACAAAUUUAUGGAGAUUUCCGGCAAUGAAUACAUUUGGUUCCCAGCCCUCGCUGUACUUUACUUUAUGCAUCCCCUGGUGCAUAAGCAACUUCCAAUGAACGCAAUUCUCGCUUUAGCAUUCGACAGCGCUGUCAUUUUAAUAAUUAAGGCUUUUGUCAGAAGGAAACGACCGCCAACAAGGAACCCCGACUACUUUACGGCAAUAGGGCCAGACCAAUACAGUUUCCCUUCAGGACAUGCCAGCAGGACAGUUUUGAUAUCGUUCAUCUUCACCCAGAUUAAUCCGUUAUAUGGAAAUGGUUACCUCAAUUUUGUGGCCUCGCUUCUUAUUUGGAGUUGGUCCAUCUCUGUCUGUUUCUCCAGAAUGCUUAAUGGUCGUCAUCACCUCUUGGAUGUUGUAACUGGUGCUGUGAUUGGAUUUGUUGAAGGUUCUCUUGUCAUUUCCGCCCUCUGGAUGUCCUCUGAAAAAGCGGAAAAUAUUUUAAAAUUUAUUUAUUAUGAUCAAGAUAAUUGAAAUAUGGUUUACAUUUUUUCAGAGGUUAAUAAAUAAUUUUGUUUACAAAUUUAAAAUGUAAAA
This is a messenger RNA of Daphnia pulex (common water flea), 852 nucleotides long. RefSeq names its product probable lipid phosphate phosphatase beta. The record is from RefSeq and is a predicted model, not a curated record. The coding region runs from base 85 to 789 and encodes 234 amino acids. Lineage: Eukaryota; Metazoa; Arthropoda; Branchiopoda; Diplostraca; Daphniidae. The transcript is spliced from 3 exons. Gene Ontology annotation, molecular function: sphingosine-1-phosphate phosphatase activity.